Messenger RNA from Cynocephalus volans (Philippine flying lemur), 2421 nucleotides. RefSeq names its product cyclin dependent kinase 16 (gene CDK16). Gene Ontology annotation, molecular function: ATP binding; cyclin-dependent protein serine/threonine kinase activity. Gene Ontology annotation, cellular component: cytoplasm; synaptic vesicle; nucleus. The transcript has 16 exons. Gene Ontology annotation, biological process: exocytosis; protein phosphorylation; neuron projection development. The record is from RefSeq and is a predicted model, not a curated record. NCBI's taxonomy places the organism in Eukaryota, Metazoa, Chordata, Mammalia, Dermoptera, Cynocephalidae. Bases 403 to 1920 code for a protein of 505 amino acids.
GCAUGCGUGGAGCGCGGCGCGCGCGGCGGUUGGGCCGUUGGCUGUUCGGCCCUGGGAUCCGCCGCGUCCCCGCGAGCAGUCGGCUCAGAUCCGCGAGCCGCCGUGAGCACUCGGAUUCGAGCCGGCACCAACGAGCCGGGGGGCAUCGCCCGGAGCGGCCAAGCUCAUGGCCGGCUGAGCGGGACGCCGCCGCCGCCUCAGCCACCGCCGCCGCCGCCGCCUCCACCUCCUCAGCCGGCGGCGGCCCGGGCCCAGCAGCCAUGGCCGAAGACUACUGGGACGGGCGCCUGCGGCGAACAGGAGGAAAAGGAGGUAGCGCGGCCUCAGCCAGGGCCGCCACCCCAGGCGCCGCCGCGCCGGCCCCGCGGCUCUGAGGUUGCUCGCGCGCCCCCGCCGGUCGCCAUGGAUCGGAUGAAGAAGAUCAAACGGCAGCUGUCAAUGACACUCCGAGGGGGCCGAGGCAUAGAUAAGACCAAUGGUGCCCCUGAGCAGAUAGGCUUGGAUGAGAGUGGUGGUGGUGGCUGCAGUGACCCUGGAGAGGCCCCCACACGUGCCACCCCUGGGGAACCUCGCACUGGACGGGGCCCACUCAGCUCUGCACCAGAGAUUGUGCACGAGGACCUGAAGAUGGGGUCUGAUGGGGAGAGUGACCAGGCUUCAGCCACAUCCUCAGAUGAAGUGCAGUCUCCAGUGAGAGUGCGCAUGCGUAACCAUCCCCCACGCAAGAUCUCCACUGAGGACAUCAACAAGCGCCUGUCACUACCAGCGGACAUCCGGCUGCCCGAGGGCUACCUUGAGAAGCUGACCCUCAAUAGCCCCAUCUUUGACAAGCCCCUUAGCCGCCGCCUCCGCCGUGUCAGCCUGUCUGAAAUUGGCUUUGGGAAACUGGAGACCUACAUUAAGCUGGACAAGCUGGGUGAGGGUACCUAUGCCACCGUCUACAAAGGCAAAAGCAAGCUAACAGAUAACCUUGUGGCACUCAAGGAGAUCAGACUGGAACACGAAGAGGGGGCACCCUGCACUGCUAUCCGGGAAGUGUCCCUGCUCAAGGACCUCAAACAUGCCAACAUCGUCACGCUACAUGACAUUAUCCACACGGAGAAGUCCCUCACCCUUGUCUUUGAGUACCUGGACAAGGACCUGAAGCAGUACCUGGAUGACUGUGGGAAUGUCAUCAACAUGCACAACGUGAAACUGUUCCUGUUCCAGCUGCUCCGUGGCCUGGCCUACUGCCACCGGCAGAAGGUGCUACACCGAGACCUCAAGCCCCAGAACCUGCUCAUCAAUGAAAGGGGAGAGCUCAAGCUGGCUGACUUCGGCCUGGCCCGGGCCAAGUCAAUCCCAACAAAGACAUACUCCAACGAAGUGGUGACACUGUGGUACCGGCCCCCUGACAUCCUCCUCGGGUCCACUGACUACUCCACCCAGAUUGACAUGUGGGGUGUGGGCUGCAUCUUCUAUGAGAUGGCCACAGGCCGGCCCCUUUUCCCAGGCUCCACAGUGGAGGAACAGCUGCACUUCAUCUUCCGCAUCUUGGGAACCCCAACUGAGGAGACAUGGCCAGGCAUCCUGUCCAAUGAGGAGUUCAAAACAUACAACUACCCCAAGUACCGAGCUGAGGCCCUUUUGAGCCAUGCACCCCGACUUGAUAGCGACGGGGCCGACCUCCUCACCAAGCUGCUGCAGUUUGAGGGUCGAAAUCGGAUCUCCGCAGAGGAUGCCAUGAAACAUCCAUUCUUCCUCAGUCUGGGGGAGCGGAUCCACAAACUUCCUGACACUACUUCCAUAUUUGCACUAAAGGAGAUCCAGCUACAAAAGGAGGCCAGCCUUCGGUCUUCAUCGAUGCCUGACUCAGGGUUGGAACCUCCACAAGCUCCUCAGCAGACAUCCGGUGCCAUCCCUUGGCUAGAAAUCAGAUGACAUGGUCAACUGUGGCAGCAAAGGAGGCUGGGAAAAUGAGGACAUUGCAAAGGGGGACAAGAUUGCCAGGCUGCACAUAGAAGGACUAGAAUUCACCUAACUGCUCUGGGAAGUGGUAGGGUCACUGGUGUGGGCAGAGGUUGGCAUCUGGAAGGUGAAGAAACUGAACCUAGGGCUGGGGAGGGAAGCCUCUUGUGGGAUUUACCCAGCUGCCCAAGUAAAUGGGGAUGGGAGAGUCUGCAGAGGGGCAAUGAGGAGAGUAAAUUCAAAGAAUUUGACAAGAUUAAGCUGGGCUUGAAGAGCAGAUGUCUGCUACGCGCCAAACCCAAGUCAAAUGCCAUUUUCUUUGGGGACCCCCCACGUAAAAGGGCUGCUCUCUCUUCUCCCUCAAGGUUUACACAACUGAGUUGUGACCCCUCAUCUGUGCCAGGUCUGGACUGGGGUCUGGAAUCACAGUAAUAAAGACAGAAUCUCUGCCCCUCAGAGGUUAACUGAAAAUAA